Messenger RNA from Ooceraea biroi (clonal raider ant), 1137 nucleotides. RefSeq names its product protein OPI10 homolog. The record is from RefSeq and is a predicted model, not a curated record. NCBI's taxonomy places the organism in Eukaryota, Metazoa, Arthropoda, Insecta, Hymenoptera, Formicidae. Gene Ontology annotation, cellular component: cytosol; nucleus. Gene Ontology annotation, biological process: protein import into nucleus. Gene Ontology annotation, molecular function: Hsp70 protein binding; nuclear import signal receptor activity.
GGAUGAGCGACGGUUGCGCAUGCUUAAGAUUUGUCUCACGAUCUGCCUGAACACUGCUCUCAACUUCCAUGAUCUGGUAUUUUUGUAAUAUACCGUACUUGAGUAUAUUAUGCCGAGGAAUACAGAUUGGAAUGACUUACAUGCAUCACGAAAAUGCUGGGCGUACUCGUGGCCGGACGACUCCCCCAAACUGACUUCCAACAGGUUGGAGAGAAUCAGUUUUUAUUCACUGUGCCUGAAGCGGACAACAUAAAUCAUAUAGUAGUCUUUUUAACGGGGACCAUACCUUUUCCAGAUGGCACGGGAGGUUCAGUGUACUUCAGCUGGCCAGACGCAAACGCACCACCCAACUGGCAAUUUUUGGGGUACAUUUCCAACACCAAGCCAUCGGCCAUCUUCAAGAUAUCGAAGAAGAGGAAGAACGAGUUCGAGAACGGCAACGUGGACAUAUUCGGGGUCGGCAAGAUCUCGCACGUCGCGCAAAUCGGAGUGUCCGUAGAACCGCUGACGGUGAUCGGGCAACAGACGGCCGCGGUGACCGCGACUACGAAUAAUUCGUUCAUGGAGUUCGUGCAGAAGAUGAUGACCAGUUUCGUGAACUACGUGUCGAGUUUCACGGUGACGCAGACGCAAAUGACGCCAAACCCCACGGAGAACUUCGUACCACUGUCCGUGCUGCAAAACUGGUACGAGACGUUCGAGAGGCGGUUGCAGCAGAAUCCAAACUUUUGGAAGUCGUAAUCACGAGGACGACGUGUAACAUAAGACCUGUAAUAUAACCUUAGAGCUUUUGUCGAUAUCGGAUCAGUCAAAACGUUCAUCAAAAAUUCAGGUUGAUUUUUGCGGCCAAUUUUGCUUCAUUAAAUUCAAUAAAAAAUUAUUCAUCGAGCAAGCAAUCAUCGUUGUCUACGACUAGGCAUUAUGUAAAUUUAUGGCUGUCGUCAUCGAUGAUGAAUGAAAUAUUACUUGAAUUAUAAGUCAGGUUUUUUCACUUUAAAUGUACAUUUGACGUACAUCGUGACGUACAAUUGCUUCAUAUGUCUCGAAUGACUUGAAACAUCUCACUUAAUUUUUUAGUGCUAUUGUUAAAGGGAGAUUAAAAAGAGUAUCGAUUUAAUAAAGAUAUUACAUGCGUUA